CUUGGAUGGAAACCCUAUCGGAGAUAUCAAGAAACCAUGAGCAAUGGCGGACGUGUGGGCACUAAAUGUUGCAGCGACCACACCGUGUCCUUCCAUCAAGUGGAUCCCCGGAGCAUGUAUAUUCUUCACUACUUCUUAUAUCAUCUACAUCCAUACGGUAUCCAUCAGAGAUGCAUUGCAAACGGUUAACUUCCGAGGUGAAGAGCAUCGCUCCAUUUCCCGAGAUGAAUGCCGCAUGGGUUGUGGAACGUUUGUUCGCUCAGUUCUUUUCUACCCCACUGUAACUGUGGAUAUUUGUGUGCCUCAUGUACAGUAUAUUCUAUCUAUGUGCUAG
This is a messenger RNA of Dicrocoelium dendriticum, 334 nucleotides long. Lineage: Eukaryota; Metazoa; Platyhelminthes; Trematoda; Plagiorchiida; Dicrocoeliidae. The record is from the annotation of a GenBank genome assembly.